CCCUUCCAUCACCCCAGAGCCGCGCAGGCCCCGGCCCCAUGGAGCGCGCCAGGGAGGGGUUCCCGGCCUCGGCCGUGGCGGCCGUGCUGAAGCCCAGCGCCGGCCUGCCCGAGGCGAGCCUGCAGGUGCGGGGCUACGACUUCGACCGCGGGCUGGAUCACCGCGCCCUGCUCCAGUCCUACCUCACCACCGGCUUCCAGGCCACCAGCUUCGGGCAGGCCGUGCAGGAGAUCAACAGGAUGAUCGGGGCGAAGCUGGAGCCGCUGGGCGAGGAGGAGGAGACCCGCGCCGACCUGAACCCCUGCCGCCGGCAGCCUUCGGGCUGCACCAUCUUCCUGGGCUUCACCUCCAACCUCAUCAGCUCGGGCAUCCGCGAGACUAUCCGCUACCUGGUGCAGCACAACAUGGUGGACGUGCUGGUCACCACAGCAGGCGGCGUGGAAGAGGAUCUCAUCAAAUGCCUGGCACCUACCUACGUGGGGGAAUUCAGCCUGCGGGGGAAGGAGCUUCGGCAGAGCGGGAUCAACAGGAUCGGGAACCUGCUGGUGCCCAAUGACAACUACUGCAAGUUCGAAGACUGGCUCAUGCCCAUCCUGGACCAGAUGGUCGCUGAGCAGAAUGUGGAGGGUGUGAAAUGGACCCCGUCCAAGAUGAUCGCACGGCUGGGCAAGGAAAUAAACAACCCUGAAUCGGUCUAUUACUGGGCACAGAAGAACAACAUCCCGGUGCUGAGCCCGGCCCUGACGGACGGCUCCCUGGGGGACAUGAUCUUCUUCCACUCCUACAAGAACCCCGGUUUGGUGCUGGACAUUGUGGAAGAUCUCCGGCUGAUCAACACCCAGGCCAUCUUCGCCAAGAAGACGGGCAUGAUCAUCCUGGGAGGGGGCUUGGUCAAACACCACAUCGCCAAUGCCAACCUGAUGAGAAACGGGGCCGACUACGCCGUCUACGUUAACACGGCACAGGAGUUCGACGGCUCCGACUCGGGGGCCCGGCCAGACGAGGCGGUGUCCUGGGGGAAGAUCCGCAUGGACGCCAAGCCCGUGAAGGUUUACGCCGACGCCUCCCUGGUUUUCCCGCUGCUGGUGGCUGAGACCUUCGCCCAGAAAGCCAGCGCCUUUGCCUCCGAGAAGCAGCACGACUGA
This is a messenger RNA of Chrysemys picta bellii (western painted turtle), 1145 nucleotides long. NCBI's taxonomy places the organism in Eukaryota, Metazoa, Chordata, Testudines, Emydidae. The record is from RefSeq and is a predicted model, not a curated record.